Messenger RNA from Paramuricea clavata, 16780 nucleotides. The record is from the annotation of a GenBank genome assembly. NCBI's taxonomy places the organism in Eukaryota, Metazoa, Cnidaria, Anthozoa, Malacalcyonacea, Plexauridae.
CGAUCUAAUUGUUUAACACCCGAUGGCUUUAAGCCCAACUGAUUAUGCCCGAUCUAAUUGUUUAACACCCGAUGGCUUUCAGCCCGACUGAUUAUGCCCGAUCUAAUUGUUUAACACCCGAUGGCUUUCAGCCCGACUGAUUAUGCCCGAUCUAAUUGUUUAACACCCGAUGGCUUUAAGUCCGACUGAUUAUGCCCGAUGGUUUCCCAAGUUAUUAUGCCCGAUCUAAUUGUUUAAAACCCGAUGGCUUUAAGCCCAACUGAUUAUGCCCGAUCUAAUUGUUGAACACCCGAUGGCUUUAAGCCCGACUGAUUAUGCCCGAUCUAAUUGUUUAACACCCGAUGGCUUUAAGCCCGACUGAUUAUGCCCGAUCUAAUCGUUUAAAGCCCGAUUAAAUUGUUUAACGCCCGAUUGAAUUGUUUAACGCCCGAUUGAAUUGUUUAACGCCCGAUUGAAUUGUUUAACGCCCGAUUGUUUAAAGCCCGAUUGAAUUGUUUAAAGCCCGAUUGAAUUGUUUAACACCCAAUGGCUUUCAGCCCGCAUUAAUUAAACACUGUCCGAUCCAAUUGUAUUUUUGUCCCGAUCCAAUUGCAUUUUUGUCCAUAUCCACACCUCAUACAGUUGGUAGAACAUUGGGCUAGUAUCCCAAAGGUGGCGGGUUCGACUCCCACCGUGACCAAGCAAACUUUUCAGCUUGCCCGCUGUGGAUGCAUAUUCAGAGUAACGUCACAAAUAUCAUACUAAAACUCCGUUUUCUGACCAUCAGAAUUCUGUCAAAACUUCUCCAAAGUCCAGGAAAUGGCAUUUCAGAGAAUCUAAAUUUAAAAAUUUCCUCGGGCCUUCGGCCCUCGUUCCCAGCCCCCAAUAAAAAUGAGCUUCCUACGAUGCAAAAACUAGACUUGCUCCAAGUAAUUGUAUGUAACGUACAAUAUAGAUGUACAAUAUAUAGAUGUCCACAAAGAGAGACUUGGAGCAAAUCUAUGCAAAAACAUGCAGUUGACUGGCCAGAAGGCGGGGCCUUCAGCCAAUACAGCGCGUUUAUUGGCCAGAAAAUGUAAUCGACUGGCUAGGAAGAUGGCGGCCAGGGGCCCUUCUGUGUGCCUUAUUCUGUGCCAUGGGCACAGAAUACUACACCACAGAAUAGAUACUGGACCAGAAGUGUCACUCAGACGCACUGCUCAGACGAUAUUUUUCCGAAAUUCUACGAGUGCUGACGUGAAAAUACGCCAUCAUAUCACGCCAUCCUGGAGUGCACACGGAAGUUUUUCAUAGGCCAAGCACAGCCUCGUACCCAGGCGCUAAAAAUGGGCACACUACAGUGUUUUUAUAUAGAUCAGUGGCGCGACCACCCCGCGCCACAGAAUAAGGUACACAGCAACCUCGUCCCAGGGACCGCGGAGACGGGGGGGGGGCUGGGGGGGGCUUUAGCCCCCCCCACUUUUUUUGACAGCCAAAAUUAUUAAAAUAGAAAUCUAAAUGAAACUUUCUAAAUUAAUUAAUUGGGGGUUUUAUUGAUGAUUUAGCCCCCCCACUCUCUAAUACGCUACGCGGGCCCUGCGUCCCCAGGGCCUAUUGAGGAAGGAGGCGAAGCUGCCCUUAGCAUCUUUCCUCAAAAGGCCCUGGGGACGAGGUUGGCCACAGAAGGUCGACUCGAGUAACGCUGCCACGCCAUGAUUCAUCAUCAAAAUGCUGACGCCAUGGUCAUAGGCAGUGCGGGUUUGAGAGGCAUUCCCCCCUGGACAUCUGCCAUUUUGAAUAAUAUCAGGGUGGUGAAUGCCUCUCAAACGCGCACUGGCUAGGACCAUGGCGUCCGCAUUUGAUGACGAAUUACGGGUUACGCCAAAAUCAUAGCAAAAUCAUAGGAAAAACAAAGAAGUCGGGCUUCUGUGUACCUUAUUCUGUGCCCGCGCGCUCGCUCAUCUUAGCCACUGAUCUAUAUAAAAGUACUGUAGUGUGCCUAUUUUUAGUUAAUUGCGCCUGGGUACGAGGCUGGGCCAAGCACAGGUACAAGUGCUGUGUGCACUCCAGGAUGGCGUCAUAUAUAGCACGUAAAAAAAUUUUUGACAUUUUCCUUCAGCCAAAACACAUAGGAGUGUCACUUCUGGUCCGGUAUGUGUUCUGUGACUACACAUAUAAAGUCCAUAUGGCUUCAUUGUUUUUUGCGUAAGCUCUAUUCGUCAUGAUUCGUCACUCAGCAAGUACCGUAAACAGAAGCAGUCACCCCCUGGACAUGCGCCAUUUUUAGUAUUUCCAGGGAGGUGACUGCUUCUGAUUACAGUACUUGCUGAGUGACGAAUCAUGACGAAUAGAGCUUACGCAAAAAACAAUGGAGAUGGACUUCUGUGUAGUAUUCUGUGCCAUGGGCGUACGGGAAGGAAAAAAUUAGAGGGAUGGAAAGAAAUUUGCCCAACUUUUUUGGAUUGUGCAGGAGUUGUCAAGUUGUCAGGGGUGAAGCGAAAUUUUAGUGCGGUUGAACACUUUAUUAGAGGGGUUAGAGAGAUUCUGCGGGGGGGGAGGGGGGGUAAUUAACCCCCCCAGUAAAUCUGCUCAUGAUUCAUGAAUAUUAAAAUGAGAAAAAUCGAUACUUUAUACCGUAUUCAGUAUUCCCAGCCAUUUUCCAAAACUGAUGACACAUGAUUUGGUGAGAAAAUUUAUCCCAGUUGUACCCAAGAUCCCACUGUGUCCCUGUCCAUAUAUGCAAAAUGACAAAAUUUGUCACAAAUACCUAUGCCCCCGGGACUAUACUGAUUGUCAAAUUCCCCACUCAUGGGAUAUACUUUCUCGUCAAAUCCCCCCCCCUUGCCCCGUCUCCCUCCCCCCCACCCCCCCACCGGCCUAACAUUGUUAGGUGCAUAAUGCAGUCUAAUCCAAGCUAAUUGAUGCAGGUUAAUGCCAUCUAAUGCACUGUAAUAUGCAGUCUAAUCCGAGCUAAUGCAGGUUCAGCCUAGUUUCCAAUUGGUCGUUAGUUGUCGCUGGCACCACAAGCGGUAGAUUUGAAAUAGUCUAAUGUAAUAAUAGUCCUUUUGUGCGUUAUAUGCAAAUCAGUUUUAAUGAUUGCAGAGUUUUAUAAAGUUUUGUUGACACUCUAUUACAUCAGCUACUUGUCGUGCCAGCGACAACUAAUGACCAAAUGGAAACUAGGCUUUAAUGGCAUCUAUUAACCCCAUCUAAUGCAGGAUAAUGCAGUCUAAUCCAAGCUAAUGCAGGAUAAUGCAGUCUAUAAAUCCAAGCUAAUGCAGGUUAAUGCCAUCUAACGCAGGCCAGGGUAAUGCAAGGUGAUGCAUCUAAUCCAAAGCUAAUUAAUGCAGGUUAAUGCCAUCUAAUGCAGGCUAAUGCUAAUGCAGGCUAAUGCCAUCUAACGCCAUAGGGUAAUGCAAUCUAUAUAAUAUUUUUUAUAGAAUAUCAUGUAAACAUCCCUUGUGAAAAUUCGCAUAUAGACUAUAGUUGACGGGGCCAGCGUGUGUCUUUUAAAUAAAGUUUUACCUACCUACUAAUAUGCAGUCGAAAUGUUGAAUGUAAACUAAUGCUGUUAAUACAGUCUAAUGUGUGCUAGUGAAGGCUUAAGGCGGAUUUCUAUUCAGUGCAAAACGUUAUGUGAUCAAAUACAAACAGUCAAGCGAAACUAAAUCUCAUCAGCUGCAGCGACUGCAUACAUCUCGAAAGAAAGCGAUCACAAACAAUCGACAAGAAACUGAAUGGAAAUCUGCCUUAAUUUAAUACCAUCUAAUUUAAUCUAGUAGUGUAAGUUACUGUUUAAUUAAAACAAGAGCAUUAGUGUUUUAUCAGAUAUAAAGAUACAAGGUCAUGCCGAGCAUCUUUAGGUCCAAAAAAUCAUCCAAUGCCAAUGCAAAUGUUUUAAAUUGCUUAAAAAAUGGUCGACCUAGUAAUUAAGUUCACUGGCAAAGUAAUUUUCAAAAAAAUAUGUUGUGUACAUCUAAUCAUACAUAUAAUCUAUUCAUAUAUCAUACAUAUAAUCUAUAUUCUUUGCUGCUGCACUGAUUGGCCCUUUGUUCUUUUAUCUAUAGGGAAAGUAAUAAAAACAUUUAUUGUGAAGAAGUAAUACAAGAUAUUAAAAGAAGCAAAGUUUAAAAUCAAUUUCUACUAGUCUCGGGUGCUUUCUUCACGACUGAACUCUGAAGUAAUGCUGGAAUUUUCCAAGAGUAGAAAUACAUCUCCAGGAGUCUAACCUGGAUCUUUUAUUUUAUAAAAGAACUAACCAGUGAUGUAUUUUUACAGGAAGAGGGAAAACCGGAGUUCCCGGAGAAAACCCUCGAAGUACAGGAGACAUUUUCAGAUCUACUGACGCGAUUGCAUUUGCAUCGGCCGUUUUGCAAACACAAUCCUGCCAGCAACAACUUCUAACAAGUUGUUACCUGCACUUCAUGCAUGCACAUGCACUAAACUUAUCUACUUUUUCAUGCACUUAACUUAACUUGGAAAAAAAGGGCAAAGGAGAAGAAAAGAUUAGUAACACAUAGGGGCAAGGGGGGCAAAGGAGAAAAAAAAAUUAGUAACACAUAGGGGCAAGGGGGGCAAAGGAGAAAAAAAGGGCAAAGGAGAAGAAAAUAUUAGUAACACAUAGGGGCAAGGGGGGCAAGUGAGAAGAAAAGAUUAGUAACACAUAGGGGCAAAGGAGAAGAAAAGAUUAGUAGUAACACAUAGGGGCAAGGGGGGCAAAGGAGAAAACAUGAUUAGUAACACAUAGGGGCAAGGGGGGCAAAGGAGAAAAAAAGGGCAAAGGAGAAGAAAAGAUUAGUAACACAUAGGGGCAAGGGGGGCAAAGGAGAAAAAAAGAUUAGUAACACAUAGGGGCAAGCGGGGCAAAGGAGAAGAAAAGAUUAGUAACACAUAGGGGCAAGCGGGGCAAAGGAGAAAAAAAGAUUAGUAACGCAUAGGGGCAAGGGGGGCAAAGGAGAAAAAAAGGGCAAAGGAGAAGAAAAGAUUAGUAACACAUAGGGGCAAGGGGGGCAAAGGAGAAAAAAGGGCAAAAGAGAAAAAAAGGUUAGUAACACAUGGGGGGACCUAGGCCUAGGCAAAAAAAAAGGGCAAAGGAGAAAAAAAGGUUAGUAACAGAUAAACACAUAGGGGCGAAGGCGAACUGGAAAAAAGUUAGUAAAUAGGGGAAGAGAUGGGAGAAGGCAUACAUACAUAAACACAUACAUAAACACAUACAUAAACACAUACAUACCAUAGACACGAGGGACACGAGUACACGAUGACAUGACUAACUGACUGCUCUGGCUGCGCUCUUUUAUAGGGAAUUUGGUUGCUUGCAUAAAUUAUUCAUAAGGAUAAAAAAAUACUGUUUUUGAUUGGUUUGUUUGGGUGUCGGACGGUUGAGGAGAUAGGUCCUAAUAAAAAAUUCACACGAAAUUGUCCAAAAUAUGUUUCUUACAUGAAGUACCCCACACAUUCUUUCAAAAUGGCGAAGAAAUGCAGAGCUCCCACAAAACGACAAAAUUAUGGCGACGAAAUUGAGAUAUAAUAUCCUACAAUAGCUUUUCAUUCUCUGUGCAUUCCGAACUUAAAGAAUAAGUGUUCCCAAUGUCUUAAAUUGCUGGUAUGGUAUAAAGAUUUUAGGCACGAUAAAAUGUCUUUGAUUAAAAAGUUAAAAACGUUUACAUUUUAUAUUAAUAGCAAAAGCAAGAUGCAAUGCCGCGCUUUAGCUGUUCUUCUCAAUUCUGGGGCCGGUUGUUCGAGGCCCGUUUAGUUUAUAAAAACACGGAUGAGAAAAAUUUAGAAAGCAAGAUGCAAUGCCGCGCUUUAGCUGUUCUUCUCAAUUCUGGGGCCGGUUGUUCGAGGCCCGUUUAGUUUAUAAAAACGGUGGAUAAGUCGAAAAUAUUGAUCAAGUUUGUACAUUCAUCAAGCAACCAAACUAAAAUAUUUCAACUUGAGUAGAGACAAUUAUGUUUGCAACUAUAUAUUUAGUGCAUCAGAUUUAAGUUCAGUCAUUUAUAAAUGUGUGAAUCUGUUAGUUAAUAAUUUUGACUUAUCCACCGUUUGACGGGCUUCGAACAUCUUCAUAUACUUUUAACUGUAUACAUAUAUAUAUGGGUUUUGUUAUUUGAUGAAUAUUUUGUGAGAUGUAUUCCAAGCCUUACUAAUUUAAUUGAUCUCAAUUGCUUGUACAAUUAUAGAUUCUAUGACUAAAGCACAGCUCGUCUUUCGCUUGUGUCGUACGAUUUCAAGAUGGCCGUCAACGGUAAAAUGUCAAUUGAUUAAAAACGUUUACAAACAUCAUGUAAUUAAUAAAAAUGGCUUAAAACAUUAGGAAAACACAAAAGGAAGAGAUAAGAUUUGCCCACAAGUGCGAAUGAGCAAAAUUUAAGCAGUGUUUUAAAUUGACAGUUCAGGAGACAAUUAGUAGCUGUAUACGUCGGAUAAAUUCUUUGGCCCUUUGGUGAAAUGUUCACCCGUAAGCAAUUUUCACAGUUGUGUUUUAUAAAGUGUGAUGAUCAAGCACUAAUUGUGGUCGUCUUGUGUUUGCUGACAAUACAUGAGGUGGAAACAUUCAAAAAUACUAGCUAGGGUUGGGAUUAGGAUUUAGGAUUUGCUUAGUUCAGAUGGAAAUUGAUCCUAUAUAUAUAGUACUAGCUGAUCUUUUGUAUUGUUCAUUUUAGACUGAGAUGGCAGAAUAUGUUUCCAGUUUGAUGAACUUAAUCUGUAUGAUUCAUACCAUAUCUCAGUAUUACAACACAUCAGAACGUGCAUGACAUCAUUGUUUGUUAAACUAACCAAUCAGAUUAUUUCAACAUGCAAAGCAUAUAUCAACAAAGGAGGAAGCAGAAUCUGGGAUUCACCCAAGAUAUGGGUUUAUCGUGUGGACAUGCAGGUCUCUUGGCAUGAUCGUAACUUAUCAGAUGAGUGCCAGGUGGGAGAGAGCACAGAAUGAAAUUUUUCUUCUUUACAGAGCUUCAGGUUUGACUUCCACUAACCAAUCGGAAUGUAUUUUGUCUACACAAUUAUAUAAAAUGUGUACUGAGCCAGUGAAAUGGUAUUGGAAGUGAAAUUUGAACCUGUCUGUCUAAUUAAGAGUUGCCCACAUUCAAGAACAUCAGUGCCUCAGCAUGAUCUAACCAUAUUUAUUUCAGCAGCAUGUACACUACAAGAUCAGAUCAUACAUUCAAGAGCAUGUCCUACCUUAAAGAUUUACUGUAUGUAUACAGUAGCAUGGUUUAACCGUUAGUUAUUACAUAUAUAUAUACUGUACUUUAGAGAUUAAACACUGUCAUCAAGAUUGCAAGAAGCAAGAUUGCACAAAGUUUAUCAGACAGCUUUCCACAGAACAAAAAACAAGCUGAAAGAGACUCGAUCAGGGUGAAAGACAGUUUGAAUUCAGGUAUAUAUGUGAAUAAUUUAUAAUAUCUACUGUAAAAGGAGUAUGUAGUAAGCCCAUUUAUAUAGUAACUAACACUGAUUAAUAAUGAUGUUUACUCUAGUGAGAACUAUAUAUUUGGCAAGUUUGAUGCAUUUUGUAAGCGAUUUGAGAAACUCGACGACAUGCUGAUAGCAAUGGAGAAUCUUUCUGGACUUUUGAAGAUAAAAUUGAGGUAUGCAUAAUUUUUGUUGACUUCAAACAAGAAGUCUCGGGCAUUUUUGCAGACGAUUAAAUAUAAAUUUAUCUCUUAGUGAAUUGAUAGUGGUCAAAUACCAAAUCAUUGUUGCCCCAGUUAAGAAAAAGACUUAAAAUAUUGCAUGGGAGAGUGUUUUGUUCUAAGUCUAGUAGACAACAAUACAAUGAUGAACAUUUUUGUUGCAGUUUGGUACGGACCAUGAAGAAUUCAAACAAAGUGUCGAAGCUUUGAAAAAACAAACUUAAACUUUUUGUCGAUUCAUCGUUUGAAAAAUCUUUAUCUGUAAGUCAUGCAAGGCAGAACAACUAAUUAGAAUGACAUCUACACUAUGUUACACUUUUUUGUAAACGUGUCACCCAUUGUUUUCUAGACAACUUAUGCGCUGGAGUUACUGGGAAAGUUUGAGAAUAUCAAAGGAGUCCAGUUGUAUCUCAAUGACAGAUAUGAACAUUUGAUCCAGUACAGAAAGUACGUCAUAGCUUUACAACCUUUGAUGACGCCCAGUUUUAGUCUUGGAUUUCUGAAUUAGUAAAUUGAGAAAUGCUAAAGUAGUUCAAUGCUGAAUGUCUUUUUCUAGGGAUCUUGAAACAUGAUAAAAAUUUUAUCAAAAGUGUAAGCACAACCCUCCAGUACAGAGAAAUCUUCCUCUGGUGAGUAAAUCUCGCAAAUUCUGUUACUGUACAAAUCUGUCAUUUAAAUAAGUCAUUUAAGGUUACUCCACAUGAUGAAAGUCCAUUUCAGGAAAAUGCUCGCUGCGCACUAAAUUUUUCAGUUCCCCCCCUCAAAUUUGGCACUCACAACAAUAAAUCAUUGCUGCUGCUACUACUUUAACAAAAAUUAUACAUUUUUAAAAACUAUGGUUGUUACGAGCUGCUUUUGAAAAUAUGACGCACUUCGCGCGACGAGCUUUAGAACCAUCCGAUUAAACUCAGAAGCUUCCGAAAUAUCACAUUUCCCAUGUUAAAUGAUCAAAGAACAAAACCGUGUUCGCGUUUUUUGACAGGUAUUAUAUUUGCCGAGAUAUAAAGCAGAUAAGUUGACUCAUCAAAAAUUUGCAAUAACGAUAGAACAGAAGCCUAUAAUUUGAAAACUAAAGCAUUAAAAGAAAAACGCGAACACGGUUUUGCUCCUCUGAUGUUGUUCUACAUCGUGGUAAAGAUUUGGUAGCAAUUGAAUAAAACGUGCCCGUUCCAUAACUCGUUUUGUGAGGACAACCGGGCUGAUAAUUCCUUCUCUGUAAAAGACAAAAAGUGAUUUCGCCGAGAUUUUCCGUUCUCUGUUAUGUUUCUCCGCCCCUUGUCAUCACUUCAAACUGAAGCCAAUCAGGUUCGACUUUUAAAGUGUGUUUUGGCUGGGUUUCAUUUUGACUCAGCAUCAAUGACAAGGUGAUAAGCAAGCGCAUUUUAUAUAGUUAUAUAUAAGAUUGAUCACUUUUUAAACCGGCGUUUUACUUAGAACGCAAAUUACACUGUGUUGUGUGCGUGUACCUACAAUAUUACAGUGAUGUAGCUAUAUCUAAAACAAACAAGUCGCCCAACUUGAAUACCGCCACGGAUGUGUAACAUGCACCCUGUGGUCAAACCAUAUGGUCAAACUUAUCCACAAACUGUCAAUCACAAUUAAAACUUUCCCGGGGGAAAUAUAUUAGACUAUAACAUUUUCGGUUAUAUCUCGGUUGCAUUUUAAUAUUUUCAAAAAAUAUUUGCGGAAAUGGAAAGAUCUCUAGCCCCUCGAUAUAAAUCGAUAAAAAUGUAAAAAAGGACAAAAUCAAUGUUUUCAUCAUAUGGAGUAACCUUAACAAAAUGGUAUUGUCUCACAGGUUGCUGGGAAGAUCACAUGGUCCAGACAGUUAUUUUGUCAUAUUCAUGAACCAAUGAAAGUGUUUUGUCGAUAUCCUGAAGUUUGAAGGUAUGGUAUAUGUUUAUUUAACCCUUUACUGUAGGUGGCAAUGCACCCUGAUGCACCCUAUUUUAUUAUUUUACUCUGUCUAACGCCAGAGUAUUUUACUCGUCAAGUGGAGAGUACUGCCACUCAAUUGGUAAUAACCAAACAAGCUGGCCUUGCAUGCAUCUUCUUUACCCUUUAAGUGGCAAUGCACCCUGAUGCACCCUAGUUUAGUAUUUUACUCUGUCUAUAAAUGCCAGACAAUUUUACUUGUCAAGUGGAGAGUGCUGCCACUCAAUGGGUUAAUAAUUCUACCUUCUUGUGGCUGUCACGAUCAUGUCUAGGACCAUGGCAUCCGCAUUUUGAUGAUGAAUCAUGGUAGCGGCAGUUGACCACAAAGAUUCCGACAGCAUUACCAAUUUUCCGACUGGUCUCAACAAUAGGGGGUGUGUCACUGUGUGCCCCCCGGCCAUGGCGCACUGGUCAGGCAACAGAUGAUGGUCAACCUGCAGUUAUGAGAGUGAGAGAAUAAUUAUAUUUCAUUAUUUAUAGAAACUGAUCUUCAAAUUCUUGAGCUGAUUCGUGAAUGUCGAUGCAUGUGUUGUUUGGGACUUGAGGUAAUAAUAUUUCUCUUUGCUGCUCUCAAUAUCAGUUUGACUUUUUGAUUACUUCUUCACUUUCACAGCAAAUUUUUUCAUUGUUCCACAGACCAAUUUCUAUUAACCAGUGUUACUUUUAACAAAAGACCGGCAAACAACAUACUGUAGAUAAGUUAAGAUAACUAAAACUUUGAGAAGAAACAGAUUAACCCUUUUAAUAUCCUUAUAGUUCAGGAUCUAGCUAUAAAAUCGUUAAUGUCAAGUCUUUGGGCUAAUUUAUGUCUCUGGGUUGAGAAAUAAUUCCUUACAUGCGAUCAAAAUGUUUUAUACAAAGUGUAAAACAGGAAUCUGUAUGUAAUAGGUCAGCAUUUAAAUUUCGAAAACAGUUUCCGAGACGUAAUUCAAGAGAUAACUUAUCAUUGCAUUUGAACUAUUACAUCAGUUGGUGUUAUACUGUGUGAUAAGCAAAUAUUAUUGCCAUACACUUUGAAAUCACCAAACAAACAGCUCAUGCAGACAUUUCUCCACUUCAUCGUAAAAUUAUACAGAGCAUAUUUUAUACUUAAAGUAUAGGGUCUGAAAUUUCACUCACAAUAAAUUCAGGUCAGGGUCUAAAAUUUGCAGUAUCCCAAUAUCCAAGGGAUACCAAAAUUUUGGUUUUGGAUAGCAAAAUGUGAAUGACUUGUAUCCCAAGAAAAUGUUAAACACCUCGGCUUCUGAUAGCUUUUGAAUACUAGCAGUUUUCCACCAGUCUUUCCUCAUCGAGGACUAACAUACAGAAGUUUGUUGAAGGAUUAUUACUACAUUAUGUGCAUUUUAGUGUAUUUUGAGUCUCCUGUUGUUUUACGGGUAUGGCGUGUUCUUUUAGUGUUUCUAACCAAUGGCAACUUCUAUUUUGUACAGGUUACACAUGCGAAGUUAAGGUUGAAAGAGUUGGAUGUUUUAAUGAUAAAAGUCGACCACUUGAUAAAUUGCUUGCCAUUUAUCGUCGAAUACCAUACAACCACAAAGAACAAAAGAUUGCUUUGCCACGGUAAUGAUUAGCUACAACGCAUGCGCAUUUAUAGUUAGAGAUGCACAUUUUACGUAAUGACGCUGUGGUAUUAUGCCAGAGAUUUUACCACUCUCGCAAAUGGCUUUAUGUUGUGCGGUAUUUCUACGAGCGUGGAACAACCUCUGGCAGCCGUGGUAAUAUAUACCAGUGUAUUUAAAUAUAGUCUAUGCGCAUAAGCGCAUUUGAUUUGAGGCAAACAUUUGGGGGUAAUGUAGUCUCCUACGCAGGCAUCUCGUGAUUGACCUGGGGUGGCUUGGCUUUAGCAAAUUCUGCCUGCCAAUCAAAAGGCGAUGCGAUGUGGAAGAGGCUUUGGGUUUGUGACUGUGUUUAUAUUUACCAGUUUCAAUGUCUAUAAACAUGAUCCUGCAUGUAUCCAUUUGAUUAGAGACGGCUGCUGUAUAAUAUAAUCAUGCUCAUAAGAAUUUAAAGAAUACCAGUUUUCAGUAGCUAGGUAAAUAGGUAAAACUUUAUUUAAAAGAUCACACGCUGGCCCCGUCAACUAUACGCUGAUUUCCACGAGGGGCGUGUGGAUUACAUGAUAUCAUAUGACAAAAUAUUAUGCACACUAAACUACAAAUAACUACAAAACACUGAUUAUGUACAAAACUAAUAACAUAAUUAAUAUUAGAAAUUUUCAGCGUCAAUUACAUUUAUGAAUGUUGGUAAUGUAUCUGAAUCACGCAUCUGUGCAGGUAAUGAUUUCCACAGUUUAGCUCCAUCAUAACAAAAGCUUUACUUAAGGUUUUCAGUUUUUGGCAAAGGUAGUUGUAGUGAGGUAGAGGAGCCCCUAAGAUCAUAUUCUGUUAUGUUUCUUUUGUGUACGAAAAGAGUAGCGAGUGAACUUGUAGCCAAAUCAUUUAGAACUUUGCACAUUUAUUUAGCUUUAAAUCUCGCAAAUUCUUUUACUGUACAAAUCUGUCAUUUAAAUAAGUCAUUUAACAAAAUGGUAUUGUCUCACAGGUUGCUGGGAAGAUCACAUGGUCCAGACAGUUAUUUUGUCAUAUUCAUGAACCAAUGAAAGUGUUUUGUCGAUAUCCUGAAGUUUGAAGGUGUGGUAUAUGUUUACUUAACCCUUUACUGUAGGUGGCAAUGCACCCUGAUGCACCCUAUUUUAUUAUUUUACUCUGUCUAACGCCAGAGUAUUUUAUUCGUGAAGUGGAGAGUACUGCCACUCAAUUGGUAAUAACCAAACAAGCUGGCCUUGCAUGCAUCUUCUUUACCCUUUAAGUGGCAAUGCACCCUGAUGCACCCUAGUUUAGUAUUUUACUCUGUCUAUAAAUGCCAGACAAUUUUACUUGUCAAGUGGAGAGUGCUGCCACUCAAUGGGUUAAUAAUCCUACCUUCUUGUGGCUGUCACGAUCGUGUCUAGGACCAUGGCAUCCGCAGCAUUACCAAUUUUCCGACUGGUCUCAACAAUAGGGGGUGUGUCACUGUGUGCCCCCCGGCCAUGGCGCACUGGUCAAGCAACAGAUGAUGGUCAACCUGCAGUUAUGACUUAUGAGAGUGAGAGAAUAAUUAUAUUUCAUUAUUUGUAGAAACUGAUCUUCAAAUUCUUGAGCUGAUUCGUGAAUGUCGAUGCAUGUGUUGUUUGGGACUUGAGGUAAUAAUAUUUCUCUUUGCUGCUCUCAAUAUCAAUUUGACUUUUUGAUUACUUCUUCACUUUCACAGCAAAUUUUUCAUUGUUCCACAGACCAAUUUCUAUUAACUAGUCUUACUUUUAACAAAAGACCGGCAAACAACAUACUGUAGAUAAGUUAAGAUAACUACAACUUUGAGAAGAUACAGAUUAACCCUUUUAAUAUCCUUAGUUCAGGAUCUAGCUAUAAAAUCGUUAAUGUCAAGUCUUUGGGCUAAUUUAUGUCUCUGGGUUGAGAAAUAAUUCCUUACAUGCGAUCAAAAAUAAAGUACCUACCGAAGCAACAUUUGCACCAUCAGCACCAACAUUUCAGACAACACAACCAAGUAAACAACCAUCAUCGACACCACCAGAAUCAACAUUCCACAAGUCACCAUCAACACCAGAAUAUAUACCAUCAGAAUCAACAUUCCAGAUGCCAAAUAACUGACCAUCAGAACAAAGAAUCCAGAUAAGUAUAUAUAUAUCUUCAGUACAAACUGAUAUGACAGAACCAACAACUCUACCUUCAGAACCAUCAUUACAGAUGACAGAGAAACCAACUAUACCAUUGUUGCUAAACAAUGCAACACCCACCACCUGAGAUGGCAGAAAAGAUACCAUCCAAUGUGGCACCAGUAUCUAGCACCAAGCCACCAUGCUAUGAUACGCUUACCACCUGUGCUGACUUCACAUCAUUCUGUUCAAAUAAAUAUCCUUAUAUGUUAGAACAAUGUCCAAAAACCUGUCAGCAUUGUGACUAACAAACAUGGAAAAGUAAUUAUCUCAAACUAAUCUAUGGAUGCAUAGAUCUUCAUAUUGUAAUUGGGACACAAUAAAACUUUAUUUCUGGAGGACAGUAAGAUAGAUAAUGCUAGAUAAUGUAGUUUCAAAUAUUUACAAACAACACUACUAUCACUAUUGACGUUUCUUGUGAUUUUUCUGCGUUUGGUUCUUGUUUGAUGGUCUAUAUUUCUUCAACCAUUUCACAUUUGUCUGAGCAGCGUAGGAUGGAAAAUCUUUCCAUUUGCGUCAUAAAGUUUGGGUUUAUAUCCAUACUUGUUGUCACAUAUGUAUCUCAUAUCAGGCAACAAUAACCUCAUAUUUAAUGGUAUGGAAAAUUGGAUGGAUUUACCUUUGGUAAAAUUUUUAGUUUGUAUGUCUUGUUCGUACAGUUUUUAAAAAAUAAGAUGAAAUAAGAAAUAGGUGGAUGCAAGCUGAUCUGGGAUGGUGGGUAAUGCAUUUUGGGUAUGUACUUCUACCCACACACACACGCACGCAGUGGGUAGAUUGCAUAUGUCGGUGGGGGUCAGUUUGCAGAACGUGGCACAUUUUGACGAGAUAUGGUAAACCAUAUUUCUGAGGUGCAGGUGCAUUUGAAAUUAUCAGGUGUGCACCUGAAGUUGUAAAAAUCACCCCCAAGUGCAUCUUUCUUACUGGCCUUGGAUCCAAAUAGUUCCAGAUGGUCCCAGACUCCCAGUUGAGAGACCAAAGACAAAUAAAAAAUACUCUUCGCGGAAAAGAAUUUGCAAGUGGAAAUCGAUCACCUGCAAAUCUCUGUCUUCCUACAACUUGAUUUCCACGUCACUAUCUCACUCAUCCAACCGAAAUGCACCUUUUCGGCAUCAAGCUAACAGGAGUAAUGAGGUCGCUAUAUUUUGAAAGAGAAUUUGCCCUCGGGUGCACUUGUAAAUCUUGAUAUAAUUUACCUGAUGACUUUCGUGUAAAAUGUGAUGAUAUAUGUCGAAUUUGUUGGUGUGAUGUUUAUAUGUCGAAUUUGUUUGUGUGAUUUUAUGUCGAAUUUUCUGUUUAUUCGAAAAAAUAGAAAACUAUUUAAUUCAAAUGCUUUAUGAUACUGUAUUCACUAGGGGUUGACUAUACCUAUUCAAUAGUCGGUAUAUAUAUUGGUUCAUAUUUAUAAAGAUUAUCAUAUGAAUCAGUUCAAUCAUACAGAAUAGAGAUUGUAGAUUUUAAUAUUUUAUACACUGUUACUUACGGGAAUUGAAUUACAAUGCCUCCAAAAUUGUUGGGAAAGUGGAGAGAAAACGUUGUGAAGCAGAAUAACAUUAAAAAGUAACGCUCAAGAAAAACAGUAACGCUGUUUUUCUACUUGCUGGUUGGAACAUGUUUAUUUUUGCUGUAUAAACACGUCAAUAUGGUGAUGCUAAUAGAUCUCAGCUUGUAAAUUAUAUUGUACAGUAAGGGGUAUGAGAAAGCUAACAUACUGUAUCACCAAACUUAGUCACAAAAUUAGCACAAUAAAUGUAUGAACAUUUUUAAAAUAUUUUUUUAAUUAUACAAGCUUUGCAAUGUGCAUGGAAAUUUGAGGCCUAAAGGUAUAAUAUAUUCAAAUAUAAUAGCUGCAUGUACAAAAUAUCUCUGCAUGCAAGGAGUUUUUUUAGACUCAGUUUUGGAUUCACUUUUCUCUUUUUUACUGCGAUAUAUCUCGUUUUCUCCAGCGUGGAGGUGGUUUCAACUGGUUUUUCGCUUUCUGAUUGGCUGGAUGAUUCAUUUUCACUCCUAUGAUUGGUUCUUUAUCUCCACCAACAUUACUGUGACGUUGUCAGAACUUCCUUUUCUGAUUGCAUCGCCCGCCAAUCGACUACAUGCUGUCUCGUACACAGACGUCUCCGUCACGUCUUCAGAAUCUAAAAGAAAGAAACAUAUUUUAAAUUAUAUAUAUUUAUUAUGUCCAUGAAUCGAAUACAUUUGUCUAACUUAUGUAUACAUGUGUUAAUAUUAUAGUUAUACUGAUUGAUAAAUAAUUGAUAUACAUGCACUGUAACGAGCCAUACCUUUUCCCCUUUCUGGUUUCUCUUCCUAUAUAAAACCAAGUGAAAUAAUUAAUAAAAUUGAUCUUUCGUAAACAGGAGUAGUGAUACGAAUAUUUAUUCAAACCUCAAGAAUGUCGUUGAUAUACUUUAAAGCUUCGUCUACUUCAAAUCCCUUCCACAAACCAUCAUGUGCGAGCAAAAGAAAUCUAUAAAAACGAGAAAGACAACAAUGAUUUCAAUGAUGCAUUUGGGAUAAGCGAGUGAAGACCAAUAUGCCUGAAUUAAUAUUAAAGUCUUUGUCGGUGAGACAGCAUCUCAAGACACACUGUAAAACGUCCGUCACCAAAUGAACGUGAAACUUCAAGAAUGCCAAGCACUCGUCCAUCUCUAAAAGAUACAUACUGCAGUAUAAAGAUAGUGGAAAUUUUUGUUACCAGAGAGCUUUCUAGUCUCUAGUACAGUAGUAGCGAGAUAUAAAUGUUCUACAAAGAUCUUGUGGGAUGUACUGACUGGACAUUUCCUCCUGAUUUUUGAAUGCGAAGUCGUUCCUCGUACUGAAAAAGGAAGACCGUAUUUAACCAAUAUAAAUCAUGGUAGUACACAGAAACUUCAUAUAUAGUCUUUAUAAUAUACUGAUCUGUGUUGGGGAGUGAUCUUUUGUCAGCGACACAACGCUAUAUUAAUGCCUUAAUUAAAGCAAAGGAAUAAGAAGUUUGUUCCUGCAAUUAUAUUGUUAUACGAUGCUUGUCACAAGAUUCAAUUUAACCAACUGACCAAUAAAUUUCAUAUAAUUUACAAAGAUGUUGGAAACAAAUCCGCACCAUCAAUGAUCCGCACAAAGACCGCGAGCGCCGAAGUUCGACGUCCAAUUGCUUGGCAACUUGCGAAAAGGUAAAAAAUAAUGGUUGCCAAAAGUACCCACUUCUAGUUCUACUUUGUGCAAAGCUUGAUGCAUGCAGAGGAGACCAUGGAUUACGGGUUGCCCAAGGAAAGUUGGCAUCACUUCACAUUCGCUGCGUGAGUUUGUUAGUCCAGCUGUCCAGGGCUCGAAAUAACGUUCCCAAUGUUCCGGAUCAUGGUAAUCAGCAGUCACGAUUUUCUGCUGAUCAAAUCAUACCUAAUUUUAAGAAUUUUUUAUCGCUGCACAUUUUAUGCCAAAAAUUUCCGAAUGACUAAGAAAAUUUCCGAAUAUUCGGAAAAUUUUGGCGACCUCGCCAAAAAAAUUUUGGUCAGUGUACCAUUUUAAGGGUCAAAAAAUUUUUCAGGACAUACCAAAAGCC